Suillus plorans is the source of this 494-nucleotide messenger RNA. RefSeq lists its product as uncharacterized. Bases 109 to 432 code for a protein of 107 amino acids. Gene Ontology annotation, biological process: endosome transport via multivesicular body sorting pathway. Gene Ontology annotation, cellular component: ESCRT I complex. The transcript is spliced from 3 exons. The record is from RefSeq and is a predicted model, not a curated record. NCBI's taxonomy places the organism in Eukaryota, Fungi, Basidiomycota, Agaricomycetes, Boletales, Suillaceae.
CAACUCACUGAUACAUCCUUUUCAUUUUACCAUUCCGUACCCUACUUUGUGCUCACAUCUCCGUUCCGCCACCGCCUAUGUUCAUGAUGCAAUUACCACAGUACAUACAUGACCAUGCUCAAACUUGUCAAGGAUUCCAUUCCUUCCAUUGAACAGUCCAUGACACGGUAUCGGAUGGAUAACCCUGCGGCGUUACAUCGCAUACGAGUUGGCGUACCUGCGACUGUUGAACAGAGAAUGACAUGGAGAUCUACCUUGAUAUUCAGGUGGAGUCCAAAUGUCUUGAAACACGCGCGUCCACUAUUAACUUAUCGCCAGGGACCAGGGUGGUCAGCAUCAGGUUCUUACUAUAGGAAGACCACAAUACGUGAUUCGCACAGGUCCGAUUUAUCCGAGCAGGCGUUCAAUCACUGUUUGUAUAAGUAUAGGUGAGUGUAAUCAUGCACACUAACCUCACCAUACCCGUCGCUCAUCACAUAGCGGGGUGUCUGAAU